AUGGAGAAAGCGUUCACUUCUUUUCUCUUAACAUCUUUGUUGCUUCACUAUGUUAUGGCUCGUUCAGCGAUGACCAAAACCAGCAUUACUACUGAUCAAUUGGCUCUUUUUUCUCUGAAAUCCCAAAUCGCUUCAGACCCCUUUCAUUUCUUGGAUGAAAGUUGGUCUUUCGCUAUGUCCAUUUGCCAUUGGGUUGGAGUCACUUGUGGCUCUCGUCAUCAACAUGUGAAUUCCUUGAAUCUUUCUAACAUGGAUCUUACUGGCAAGAUUCCCCAUGAUCUUGGAAACCUCACAUUUCUUGUUUUUCUCGACUUGGGAAGCAACAUUUUCCAUGGAAAUUUGCCUCAAGAAAUGGCACACUUGCGUCGGCUUAAGUUUCUUGAUUUAAGUUUUAACAGCUUCAGAGGGGAGGUUCCUUCUUGGUUUGGGUUUUUACACCAAUUUCAAGUUCUAAAACUUGGAAAUAAUAGUUUCACUGGUUCCAUCCCUUUUUCAUUUUCUAAUAUUUCCGAACUUGAGACUUUGAAUCUGAAAUUCAAUUCCAUAGAGGGUCAAAUCCCAAAAGUGAUUGGAAAUCUUCUGAACCUUAAGAGUAUUAAACUUGGGAGGAUUGAAAUCAUUGCAUUUACAGGCAAUAGCUUAUCAGGAAGUCUUCCCAAAGGUUUAUGCAAUGGUCUCCCAAUACUCAAAUGGCUUUAUUUAUCUAGAAACAAGCUUCAUGGUCAUAUUCCUACAAGCAUAUCAAAUUGUUCACAACUUCAAGUAUUGUCUUUAUGGGAAAAUGAUUUAACAGUCUCCGUAGGGAACUUUUCUACGUCUCUAGUAAAAUUUUACGCCAUCAGUAGCAAAAUCAGAGGGCGAAUUCCCGAUGAAGUUGGGAACUUAAGCAGCUUAUUAGACCUUGAUCUUUCUGAAAAUAACCUGGUCGGAUCGAUUCCCACAUCAAUUGGCAACUUGGAAGACCUUCAGCGCUUAAGAUUUACUGACAACAAUCUUACAGGAUUAAUUGGUGAUCAUAUAUGUAAAUUGCAGCAUUUGGGUGCUAUUUACUUGGGUCAAAAUCAACUUUCAGGAUCUCUUCCUAAUUGUUUAGGGAAUAUUACUUCCCUUAGGGAGAUACAUCUGGGUUCCAACAAAUUGAGUUCUAAUAUACCACCAAGCUUAGGGAACCUUCACGAUUUAGUGGUUCUUGACUUAUCGUCAAACAGCAUGAUAGGUACUUUACCUCCAGAAAUUGGAAAUAUAAAGGCUGCGACGCUGAUAGAUCUAUCGAUGAAUCAAUUUUCAAACAGAAUUCCAAGAGAAAUUGGAGGAUUGUAUAGAAGAGGUAAAAGUGUUCCUCAGAAAGCUGACUUACUGUCUACCGUAGCAAAAGAAAGGAUUUCAUACGAUGAACUUCUCCGAGCAACUAAUGCACUUAGCGAAAGUAAUCUGAUUGGUUCUGGAAGUUUUGGCUCUGUUUUCAAAGGCGUUCUUAGAAGUGGAACUGCCAUUGCAGUUAAAGUGUUCAACCUGCAACUGGAUGCGGCAUUCAAGAGUUUUGAUACGGAAUGUGAAGUUUUGUGCAGCCUUUGCCAUACGAAUCUCGUAAAAGUCAUUACUAGUUGUUCCAAUCUUGAAUUCAAGGCUUUAGUGCUAGAGUAUAUGCCUAAUGGAAAUCUUGGGAAGUAUUUGUAUUCGCACAACUGCUUCCUCAACGUCAGACAGAGACUAAGCAUAAUGAUAGAUGUGACAUGUGCAUUGGAAUAUCUCCAUCACGGGUGUUCGUCGGUUGUGGUUCACUGUGAUCUAAAGCCUAGUAAUGUUUUGCUGGAUGAGGAUAUGGUUGCCCACCUAAGUGACUUUGGCAUUUCAAAACUACUUGGUGACGAUGAGAGUGAUUUAUACACUGAAACCUUUGCAACACUGGGUUAUAUUGCUCCGGUGUCAACAAAAUGCGAUGUCUAUAGCUACGGGAUCAUGUUACUGGAAAUGUUUACUAGGAGAAAGCCUAAUGAGUUUGAGGGAGAUCAUAGCUUGAAGCAAUGGGUGAGUUAUUCAUUUCCACAGGCAGUAAUGGACGUCGUAGAUGCCAACUUGCUAAACUCCACAGGCAAUCGCUUACAGAAGGAGCUAGAUGCUGCAGCAUCAAUCAUGAAAGUGGCAUUAGAUUGUUGUGCUGAAUCUCCGGCAAGAAAGACUAACAUGAAAGAUGUUGUAGCGAUGCUGCAGAAGAUCAAGAUUCAACUUAUUGCAUGCUAA
This is a messenger RNA of Capsicum annuum, 2241 nucleotides long. Its product is annotated as receptor kinase-like protein Xa21. Gene Ontology annotation, biological process: protein phosphorylation. The record is from RefSeq and is a predicted model, not a curated record. The coding region runs from base 1 to 2241 and encodes 746 amino acids. Gene Ontology annotation, molecular function: ATP binding; protein kinase activity; protein binding. NCBI's taxonomy places the organism in Eukaryota, Viridiplantae, Streptophyta, Magnoliopsida, Solanales, Solanaceae. The transcript is spliced from 5 exons.